Molecule: messenger RNA, 702 nt
Organism: Miscanthus lutarioriparius
Lineage: Eukaryota; Viridiplantae; Streptophyta; Magnoliopsida; Poales; Poaceae
Source: the annotation of a GenBank genome assembly
AUGGGGGAUGCAUGUUUCUCGACACAGCUCAUUGACGGUGAUGGGGUCUUCAAUGUUUCUGGAUUGGAUCAUUUCAUGAAGUUCAAUUUGGUCACAAACUACCAAAGGUAUAUAUGGUUAGCGAAGGCCCAAAACAUUGAACCAUGCACCCUUGUAAUGGAUUUGGAAGGAACUGAUGGAAGAGAGAGGGGAGAGGAUGACACAGCCUUUGAGAAGCAAAGUGCGUUGUUUGCUUUGGCUGUUUCGGAUAUUGUGCUUAUCAAUAUUCCACGUAAAACAACAUUAUUAUUUGUAAUUCGUGACAAAUCAAAGAUUUGGGAUGCUGUUCCUAAACCCCAUGCCCAUAAAGAAACUCCACUCAGUGAAUUUUUCAAUGUAGAAGUUAUGGCUUUAUCAAGUUAUGAGGAAAAAGAAGAGUUAUUCAAGGAGCAGGUUUCCCAUUUAAGAGAGAGAUUUCAGCAUUCGAUUGCUCCUGGUGGACUUGCUGGAGAUCGCCGUGUUGUUGUCCCAGCUUCAGGUUUUUCUUUUAGUUCACAGCAGUUUUGGAAGGUCAUUAAGGAGAACAAAGACCUUGAUCUACCCGCUCAUAAAGUUAUGGUGGCUACUGAAUGGCAACAAGUUGAAGAGGCCGUUCAACAUGACUAUGUACCUGGGUUUGGGAAAAAACUCAGCAGCCUUCUUGACAGAUGUUUAUCUGAGUGA